UGUAUUUUGAAAACACAUGUUAUUUUAGUGACGAUAGAACAGAAAAACCGGGUUAGGUAGAGGGAAAAGAAUUUAGGUUAGGUAAGAACAUUUUAGUUUUCAGUGGUUGCAAAGCUUCCAGCAAUGGUGAACGAUCAGAUCAAAAACGGUAACUAUCGGAUGUAUUACGAAUUCCGUCCGCAAGACAGUAGACCGCAACAGUUGGAGAAGUGCGUCAUACCAUGGUUUGCAGAACGACUCACCGGACACACUACGGUACGGAUGCUUGAUAUUGGCUGCAAUAGUGGCAAACUGACCAACGCGGUGUUAACGAUUGUGCGUAAAGCACUGCCGGGGAAAUGUUGCACGAUGCUCGGGGUGGACAUCGACGAACAGCUAAUCACGGUGGCUAGAGAGCAGCAUCAGUCUGUGGGAUUGCAUUUUGAAUCGACAGAUAUAUACGAAGCUGCUAAUGGAACACGGCAGUUGGAUCCAAUCGGUGCUGCUCUCGAACAGGCUGGCAGUCAGCGAUUUGAGGUGAUUUUUUGUUUCUCGAUUUUGAUGUAUGUACAUCUGAAUCAUGGUGACGACGGACUAAGAAGUGUGCUGAAUUACCUCUGCGGAAGAGCAGAAUUCCUAGUCCUGGAGCUACAAAGUUGGAAGAAGUACAGAGACCAUGUCAGAAGGAUGCAUCGGGAAGGUGGUGGUGAUUACCCUUCGUACGGUGAACUCACAUGGAAAGGGAACGAUGGCCAGCUGGAGAAAUUUAUCAGCGAUUAUGUGACGCAACAAGGUUUCAGCAUUGUGGAUAGUAGUGCAGAAAAAAAUGAGUUUAAUAGGAAUAUAAUUUGUUUUGUUAGGAAUAGCUGAAGUUUGAUCAUUCCAUUAGAGUUAUUUAGCAUAAAUAAGUAAAGAAAUAAUAGGUGGAGUCUAUGUGCUACAUUCGCUGCCAGCUGUUAGAGUGCAGGGCAAUUAGGGGCGUUGUGCUAUGAUACUAUUGACUAACAGCAUCUCCCAGUCGAGAAUCGAUAACUGGCUUGUUAGAGCAGUGUCAUACAGUGAGACCAACCGAGAGGCUUAGAACUGUACACUAAAAAGAACAAAUUUUCUUUUAUUUUAUGUUUCAUAUUGAACUAGAAGUCUGUGUUAGAAAUAUGCAACACAAUCCUUGUCGGUCAGUAUAUUAAAAUUAAAUACAGGUUUAUGCAUAUACAACAUCAAUCAUAGUU
Molecule: messenger RNA, 1208 nt
Organism: Sabethes cyaneus
Lineage: Eukaryota; Metazoa; Arthropoda; Insecta; Diptera; Culicidae
Product: probable RNA methyltransferase CG11342
Exons: 2
Coding region: 124-849 (241 amino acids)
Biological process (GO): snRNA modification
Molecular function (GO): RNA methyltransferase activity; snRNA binding; O-methyltransferase activity
Source: RefSeq, a predicted model, not a curated record